AUGUCGAUGGAAAGCUAUCCAGAGAUCGAGGCUGUUCCACCAGCACCUCCUCGCUCUACAGUCUGGUCAACGGGGAAAGCACGUCAACCAUCUUACGUCCUCAGAUGGGCUGCUGCGAUCUUCUCUGCCUUCCCACUACACACAUAUCCCGCUGCCAAAGUCUAUUCACCGUCGAUCUCGGCGCUUCCGGUCAAGCCCACGCUCUACGUUGCUCCUCACUUGAAUCGUGACGGUUCCCUUUCCAGCGUUCAAGACGACGCCAGCUCGGCCUUAGACCUUGUCGAAGACGAGGAAAGCCUUGGUCAGCAACUUUCCGGCUGGACAAGCAGUGACCCUAUUGCAUUGCGUUGGCAGAUGGAACUCCGUUUCCGCGAUAUCGACUUUGAGGUCCGCUUCAUCCACCCCUCCCACAACUGGGGACCCGCCAAAUCUAUGCCAUUCCUACAUCUUCCAUCGCGCUUCCGUCUCGGCACUGAUGCGGUGGAAAGCACUGCUUCUUCUUCGCUCCUCUCCGCUAUCGAUAUCCCACAUCUGAUCGACAACUACUAUCCCGCUUCUCGACCGGAACUUGGAGAGAAAGCGACGUCAGCAUGGCCACAUGCGUCGACAAAGCUCGAAGCAAGAAGCUGGGAGAACAUGAUCAAAGGCCGAAUCAUGGCUGGUGUCUUGCUUGCUGUCCUUCUCUCGCCUCAAUCAGCAGUGUAUGCGCAGACCGACUCGCAGCCCUAUCUCUCCUCGCUACUCUCUGCCCAGCUGCAGAAUUCUUUCCUCGACCAACAAUUGCGGCGCAUUUCAGCACUCAACCCAACCGCAUCUACCUCGACUUCAAGCGCAGGUAGCUCCUCUUCUGCAGCUCAGCCAACUACGAAACUUCCAGGCUGGGAGGUGGGCUUCCUUGGCUGGAUUGGCGCCACCACCGCAUCUGCCGCAUCGGCUCUCUCCACUUCAGACCUUGAAUCGCGUGGCGGAGGAGACACUCCCGGUGCAGCUCUGGCUAGCCCUUCGGUGGACCAGGAGAAGAUUGCCGUUGAUGCUAUUGCUGGCUUGCAAGCGCUCGCUGCUCGAACCAAAGCUCAUCUGUCUGAGAGCUCAUCUCAAGUCCAGUUCCUGCUGGGAGCCGACAAGCCAACUUCACUCGAUGCACUGGCAUUCAGCGUCAUUCACACAAUCUUAACAUUGGCAGCUACGCCUCAGUCGCAAGGAAGCCCAAACGACCCGCUCAGAAAGCUCAAGAAGGUGCUCGAUGAAAGCCCGUGGCUGGUGCAGUGGUCUAGGAAGAUGUGGAAGGCUUAUGUCAAAGAUCUGGACCGCUCUUGA
This is a messenger RNA of Ustilago hordei, 1317 nucleotides long. RefSeq lists its product as uncharacterized. The record is from RefSeq and is a predicted model, not a curated record. Lineage: Eukaryota; Fungi; Basidiomycota; Ustilaginomycetes; Ustilaginales; Ustilaginaceae. The coding region runs from base 1 to 1317 and encodes 438 amino acids. The transcript has a single exon.